UUCACAUUAAGCAGAAGUCAGGCGGGUUACAACACAUUGCAGAAGUGGUAAAUAUUCCUCCUUCUAGUCUAAAACCCUAUAAAAAGAAGGAAGAGGAGAAGGUAUUCCUCCCUCUGCUCCUUUGGAAAUUCUGAGCAACAGAGUGAUAAGGAAUCAUGGUCAUAAGUUGCAACACAGGCUGUGGGAAAAAUGCUGUAUUAAAGCGUCCCAAAACAGGUGAUGCGUUGUGUAAAGAAUGCUUUUUCUGGGCCUUUGAGGAGGAAGUUCACCACACAAUCACAGCAGCAAAACUCUUCAAUCCAGGAGACUAUGUAGCCAUUGCAGCCUCAGGAGGAAAAGAUUCAACCGUUCUGGCAUAUGUUAUGAAGUUAUUAAAUGAGCGUUAUAAUUAUGGACUGAAGUUAGUUCUCCUGUCCAUUGAUGAGGGGAUUACAGGUUACCGAGACGACAGUUUAGAGACAGUUAAGCGGAAUGAGCAGCAGUAUGGAAUCCCCCUCAAGAUAAUGUCGUAUGAGGAACUGUAUGGGUGGACAAUGGACCGCAUUGUUGAAAAGGUUGGACGCAAGAACAACUGCACCUUUUGUGGUGUGUUCAGGAGGCAGGCGCUUGACCGCGGGGCGACCCUGUUACAGGUGGACAAGAUUGUGACAGGGCACAAUGCUGACGAUAUAGCGGAAACAGUCUUGAUGAACAUUCUACGAGGAGACAUUGCCAGGCUUCAGCGGUGCACUGCCAUUGUUACUGGUAAUGACGACACCAUUGCAAGGUCAAAGCCUUUCAAGUACACCUAUGAAAAAGAGAUUGUGAUGUAUGCCUACUUCAAGAAAUUAGACUAUUUUUCCACAGAAUGCAUUUACUCCCCAAAUGCUUACCGAGGUCACGCACGAGCUUAUCUCAAGGACCUGGAAAAGAUCAGGGCUACGGCUGUCAUUGAUGUGAUCCACUCAGGAGAAUGCCUCUCUGUGCGUGAAGGAGUUAAACUACCUACCCAGUCAACAUGUGAACGGUGUGGUCACGUGUCUUCACAGCCAGUAUGCAAGGCUUGUGUUCUACUGGAAGGGCUUAACAAAGGACGACCCAGGUUAGGCAUUGGCAAGUCGUCCAAGGUCCAGGAACGACUUGGAGAGAACCACAAGAAAGAAAAGGAGAAGAAGGGUUCUAAGCAUAUCCCCAAUGGUGUGGCUGCAGAAGGGCAUGCGGAGAUCAAGAGUUUAGAUUUCUAGGGGAACUUCUGUUUUAUGUUAUUUGUUAAUUCAUGCAUCGGCAUGAUUAAUUUUUUAGAAAAUAUAUUAUUGUAAGGAGUGAUGUUUGAAUAUAUUUUAUCUUAUAA
Penaeus chinensis is the source of this 1330-nucleotide messenger RNA. RefSeq names its product cytoplasmic tRNA 2-thiolation protein 1-like (gene Ctu1). The coding region runs from base 156 to 1223 and encodes 355 amino acids. Gene Ontology annotation, molecular function: tRNA binding. The record is from RefSeq and is a predicted model, not a curated record. The transcript has 8 exons. Lineage: Eukaryota; Metazoa; Arthropoda; Malacostraca; Decapoda; Penaeidae. Gene Ontology annotation, cellular component: cytosolic tRNA wobble base thiouridylase complex; mitochondrion. Gene Ontology annotation, biological process: tRNA wobble position uridine thiolation.